Molecule: messenger RNA, 785 nt
Organism: Raphanus sativus (radish)
Lineage: Eukaryota; Viridiplantae; Streptophyta; Magnoliopsida; Brassicales; Brassicaceae
Exons: 4
Coding region: 86-589 (167 amino acids)
Source: RefSeq, a predicted model, not a curated record
GAUCGGUUUAAUAAUUGGGCGAGAAUUUUGGUUUUAAAGACGGCCGUGAAAGCUUCUUCAGAGUAUUCCGCCGUCGGAAAUUGCAAUGGGAGGAGGAGGCAUGGAGGAGCUGACGGAAGACGAGAAGAGAGCUCUGAGAGGAAGCAAAUUCGCUCCGCUUACUUCUCUUCCCUCCACUUCUCGCUCUCAGCCGCCCAGAUUGGCUCAUCCAGGUGGACCCUUGAAAACGAACAAGGCGGCUGCUUUAGCCAAGUUUCUAGAACGGAAGCUGCAAGAUCCCAAUGGGCUGUCUUCCAUUGAUCCUGAUCUUAUCGAAUUAGCCGUCAAAAACGCCAGAGACACCGUUAUUUCCAGUGGGGCUUCGAGUUCAGGAAGAAGAAUCCAACACGUUGCCUCAUUUGAAGACGUCGAGGUAUCUUCUGAUGAUGAUAAGAUAGAGAACAUUAAGCUUACCAAAAAGAAAAAGAAGAAAAACGCAAAGAAGCAAAAAGAAGAGAAAAAGAAGAAGAAAAACAAAAAGCAUAAGCAACAGAUCAUAGUCGAUGAAGAUGCCAAGUUGAAGAGACCCAAUAAGAAGUUGAAGCUUUAGUGUCCCUUUUUUUGAUUAUACAUUACUACUGGUCACAAUUGAUAAAGAUGGACUAGGGUCAUGAGCUUUCUUGUUUUAACCGUUAUUAUUUAUAAAAAAAAACUGAGACUCGACUCGUUUGUGGGUUUUGGAAUUGGAACAAAUAGCUUCAUGAAUCUGUAUUUUUUUCUUUAAUAGUUGAAUUGUGUUUUUAGCC